AUGACUUCGAAUUCAACCUGCGGUUAUCAAUUCUCAUCCGAAGCGGCCUGGUUCAUCGACCAUGUCGAGGCCUCUCGCGCAUGUGCUCAAUCCAAACUGACAACGCAGCCCAACCUUGGCCUGCUCGACGUCGUCUAUGAGAGCGACGAUGGCUCGCUGGGUGAGAGUCGAGGCUGGGGCGGGUUUGCUCGCUACGUUCAACGCUUGAAUGACAAGGCAGAUCCCAGCACGUCAUACAAAGUAUUACUGGUCGUGCGGCAUGGCCGCGGCGUCCAUAAUGUUGUGAUGGACGAGGUUGGCUCAGCUGAAUGGAAGAGACACUGGUCCAAAUUAGACGGGGACGGAAAUCGAACCUGGUACGACGCAGAGUUGGUUGACGAGGGAGUAGAGCAAGCGAAAGCGCUCGGGGAUUUUUUCGCAGAAGGCGUCAAAAACAUGGGCUUCCCUGUCCCCGAAACCCUUUACACUAGUCCACUAGCACGGUGCCUUGAGACAACAAAGCUCGUAUUCAAGGGUGUGUUGGAGGAACAAGGAAGGCCUUUCAAGCCGAUAGUGAAAGAACUCCUUCGGGAACGACUAACCAACCACACAUGUGACAGGAGGAGAGCAAGGACCUGGAUUACAGCCACCUAUCCAGAAUACGAGUUGGAGACAGCCUUCGCAGAAGAAGAUGUGUUGUGGCAUGCCGAUCGAUCAGAGUCCAAUGUAGAGAAUGCCGCCCGCACGCAAACGUUGUUCGAAGAUAUUUGGAAGGAAAACUCGGGGACCUUCAUCGCCCUUGUCACCCACUCAUUCGCGCUCUCCUCAAUACUCGAAGUAAUCCAUGCACCCCAUUUCCGAGUGGGCGAAGGCGUGAUGACCGCCUUUUUAGUGAAAGGGCAAAGGCUGGGAAUCUCCUAG
This is a messenger RNA of Clonostachys byssicola, 900 nucleotides long. Lineage: Eukaryota; Fungi; Ascomycota; Sordariomycetes; Hypocreales; Bionectriaceae. The record is from the annotation of a GenBank genome assembly.